AUAGAGAAGUGGGGGUUUGUGAGGAAGAGGAAGAAGGGAGAGGAGGCUCUUAUGCUAGAAAGAAGCCUUCCAUGCAACCCUUUUCCCAACCAUCUUAGUUCUUUCUCUCUCUCUUUCUUUCUCUCUCUCCCCCUCAACUCUUUGAUCUUUGAUCUUUGAUCUUUCAAACAGCAACAGCAAACAGUAGUGGAAAUGACUAAAGAUGAGGACUUUAAGCUCCUUAAGAUCCAGACCCAUUUACUCAGAGUGAACAUACACUGUGAUGGGUGUAAGCAAAAAGUGAAGAAGCUACUCCAGAAGAUUGAAGGGGUCUUCUCAGUGCGCAUAGAUGUUGAGCAGCAGAAGGUCUCAGUGACUGGGACUGUGGGCUCAGAAGCUCUGAUCAAGAAGCUGCUGAGAGCAGGCAAGCAUGCAGAGCUCUGGUCUAACAACAGCAAGAACAGCUCCCAGAACCAGCAGAAGCCCAACUCCCAGAAGCAGCAGCAGCAGAAGCAAAAUGGUCCUCCCAACCUCAAGGAUUGUAACAAGAACAACAACAGCAGCAGCAACAACAACAAGGAUCAGGCAAAGCAAGGGCUCAUGCAGGGGCUCAAGGCCUUCAAGAACCAGCACAAGAAGCAGCUCCCCUCACUGAGCUCUGAUGAUGAGGAUUUUUAUGAUGAUGAUGAUGAUGAUUAUCUGGAUGAUAUUGAUGAUGAUGAGCUUAGGUUUCUUGGGGACAAGAUGAACCAGUUUAAUUUCCUGAGGCAGGGGAAUCAACAGCAAGCAGGAAAUGGGCAGAAGAAGGGGAAUGGGAAUGGAAGUGGUGGGAAUAAUAAUGGAGGUGGGAAAAAGGGGGUUGGUGGUGGUGGUGGGAACCCAAAUCAGAACCAAAAUCAAGGGAAAAAUGUGAAUGGUGGGGCUGAGCAGAAAGGGGUUAACAUUGCUGCAGGAAAUGGCAAGAUGGGUGCUAAUGCCCACUUUGGGGGUGGGGGGAUUAAUCUGAAUGCUGGGGAUGGUAAGAGGAUGAUGACUGGGAUGAAUGGGAUGGGUGGCAUGAAUGGCAUGAUGGGUCUUCAUCAUGGGCUUGGGGGAAAUGGCUUCUAUGGCCAUGGGGCCCAGCAACAGCAGCAGCAGCAGCACCACCAGUUCCAGCAGCAGCAGCAGCACCAGCUCCAGCUCCAGCAGCAGCAUCAGCAGCAUCAGCAGCAGCAGCAGCAGCAGAACCCCAUGAUGAUGAACAUGAACAUGAACAUGGCCCACCAUGCACCAGCAGCAGCAGCAGCAGCUGCACCACCCCCAUCAGCAUCCAUGAUGAACAAUCUCAGGGGCAUGAAUGGCAACAUGAUGAUGAUGCAUGACAACAGAUACAUGCAGCAGCCCCAGAUGAUGUAUCACAGGUCCCCUCAGAUCCCACCUUACACUGGCUACUACCAGUGCUACCCAAGCCCCUACUACUACUACCAAAACAACAACCACCACUCAGAGACUGGUGAUUAUGGUGCCCACAUUUUCAGUGAUGAGAACACAAGCAGUUGUGUGGUGAUGUAAAAGCAUAGUGAUAGAGAGUGAGAGUGAGAGUAAGAGAAAGAAAGAAAAGAGAGAGAGAGAGAAACAAGAGGAAAGAAGACAUGGUUGGUGGUGUUAGUAGUUCUUACCUUAAUUACUCUUCUUCUUUUUUCUUUUUUACUUUUUGGUUUUUCUUUUAACUGUUUCUUAUGGUUUCUUAUGGAUGUAUGUUGAACUAAAUGGGGGUGGGGGAAGGGAGAUGUUUGAAAGUGAUGGCACUAUGGAUAUUUUACCAUGAAACAGUUGCUAGAUAUAUUAUUGUAAGAUUUCUGUCUUGUGCUUUCCACUGUCUGUGUGAACACUGACUGACAGCCUUUUGUUUUUA
Molecule: messenger RNA, 1873 nt
Organism: Ananas comosus (pineapple)
Lineage: Eukaryota; Viridiplantae; Streptophyta; Magnoliopsida; Poales; Bromeliaceae
Product: heavy metal-associated isoprenylated plant protein 32-like
Exons: 3
Coding region: 193-1530 (445 amino acids)
Molecular function (GO): metal ion binding
Source: RefSeq, a predicted model, not a curated record